Molecule: messenger RNA, 2535 nt
Organism: Sesamum indicum (sesame)
Lineage: Eukaryota; Viridiplantae; Streptophyta; Magnoliopsida; Lamiales; Pedaliaceae
Product: APO protein 2, chloroplastic
Molecular function (GO): RNA binding
Source: RefSeq, a predicted model, not a curated record
UGUCUGUGUUGUGAGGAUUUUUCACAAUUACAUAUUCGGAUCACAUACAUAGCACAUAAUUUCUCUCUCUCUCCCCACCACCCCAUCUCAAUCCCAUCCCAGUAAUCCCACCCCACCUCCCCAAUCCUGUUCCACCGCCCGCUGUCCCAGCAGAGCAGAUUUCCAGGAGAGUCAGCAAGUAUUCCUAAGAAUGGACAUUGGGUGUCUGCAUUCCCAGUUUAGAAGAACUGCUUUUUUGUGUAGUAAAGGGAGGAAACAAUGUUGGAAGUUUGAUGUUCUAGGACAUGGCACAUGGCAAGGUCUCAGUUCGCUUUAUUCUUUCAAGAACAGUUGCGAUAGACUCACCUGUCAACGUAACUUUGGAAUUUCAUCACAACACUUGACUCGUGUCCAAGCACUGGUCAUUGAGUGCAAUCAUCCUCAAAAUGCCGAUUUUCCUCGUUGUUACUCUAAAAAGGAGAAGAAACCAUUUCCUAUACCCAUAGUUGAGUUACGACGAGCUGCCAGGGAGAGGCUGAAGAAUAGGAACAACCAACCAAGAGGUAUUCCGCCUCCAAAAAGAGGUUUAGUGGUUGAAAGACUAAUUCCUGUUGCAUACAAGGUGUUGAAUGCGAGAAUAACAUUAAUCAACAAUCUCAAGAAGCUCUUGAAAGUGAUGCCUGUCAAUGCCUGCAAGUGGUGUAGUGAAAUUCAUGUGGGUCCUGUUGGCCACCCUUUCAAAUCGUGUAGAGGGCCACAAGCAUCAAUCCGUAAAGGGGCUCAUGAAUGGGUUGAAGCAGUUGUUGAGGACAUGCUGGUACCAGUUGAGGCCUAUCACUUGUAUGAUCGUCUUGGGAAGCGUAUUUCUCAUGAGGAGAGAUUUUCCAUCCCAAGAAUUCCAGCGGUGGUUGAGCUCUGCAUUCAGGCAGGAGUUGACCUGACUGAAUAUCCUACCAAAAGGAGGAGAAAACCGGUCAUACGCAUUGGGAGAAAAGAGUUUGUUGAUGCUGAUGAAAGUGAACUUCCGGACCCCGAUCCAGAUGCGCCAAAGCCAGAAAUAUUAGCUGAAAUACUGGACUCUGAAAUUGUACCGCCAUCCGGCAAAGAAGAUACGGCAUUACUUGCUGAGGAAACGCUCACGGUGUGGGAAGAGAUGAGGGAAGGAGCCAAGAGGCUGAUGAAGAUGUACCCUGUAAGGGUUUGUGGUUAUUGUCCUGAAGUGCAUGUGGGCCCAACUGGACACAAAGCUCAGAACUGUGGCGCUCAUAAGCACCAGCAACGUAAUGGGCAACAUGGAUGGCAAGCAGCAGUUCUUGAUGACUUGAUUCCACCUAAAUUUGUCUGGCAUGUACCUGAUGUUAAUAAGCCUCUGGAGAGGGAGCUGAGGAACUUCUAUGGCCAGGCCCCAGCAGUGGUAGAAUUAUGUGUACAGGCUGGUGCUGCUGUGCCUGAGAAGUACAAACCAACUAUGAGGUUGGAUGUGGGAAUUCCUACAGAUGUUAGAGAAGCCGAAAUGGUUGUCUGAAGGUUCUUUUUGCUGUUCUUUACCCCUCAAUAGCAGGUGUGUUGGCCAUCAAUCAUCAGAUUAUAAAAGGAUUAAGCAAAUCUCACAAUGAAAUUUGUAUGCAAGAAGUGUCUUUUAAAUAAAUUAGCUAUUGCACUUGCAUAUUGAAUCCCCAGGAGUAUUGAUGAUUGGGGCUUGGCUAUAGUGAUCUUCAAGCAGCACCUGAUAAUAUAUCUUUCUAGCCAAGUCAUAUGUUGAGAAUGUCUAAGAAGCACAAUUCCACGUGUCAGCCAGCGGAAAAUGGAAAGGGUUUUUGCAUUGAGGAGAAGUUUAUGAAGAAAGGAAAUGAAACUUUCAAGUCUCCCCAGUUCAGCAAUAUUGUAUAUAACUUUGUCUUAGUCCCUGAGAGGAAGGAGUUUGAGUACUAUGGUAAAAUGUCGCUAAUUUAUGGAGUAGAUUACUAUUCUCUAUGUAGCUUAUGAGUUUGAAGUCUUUUUAUAGAUGUAGAAAGGUUAAGUCUACUUGUUUUCUCUUCUUGUUCAUCAUUUCUGAUCGUAUUGUGAUACUGGCGUUAGUUGUAUCAUGCUGUUUUUGCCUGAGCACUAGUAGCAUUGGCGAGAAGGAGAAAUACAAUCAUCAUUGCUAAUUUACUAAGUUCAAGGAAGGGGGAAAUUAGAAGGUAAAAAUAGAGUUGAUUAUUACACAAACAAUCAUGAAAUAUAUAUUGGGCAAAUUCACAGGGGGAUACAAAUUGAAAGCACUGAAAUGUAAACUGACAUAACCACAAACGAUAGUUGCACCUCACCAGAAUACAACAAGACAAGUAACCAAACAACUAUAUGAACUCAAUCAUUCUAGAACCAGUUCUGACAGAAUCACCCCACUCUAUAGAAUUAUCACUUGAGAUCAACUUCUUGAUAAUUUUUUUCCUAUGAUCCAAAUCAAGGGGUUAUUGGUCCUUCUGGAAAAGUGGGUUUAGGCAAUUCUGGGAACUUUGGGAGUUCAGGAAGUUUAGGCAACUCAGGCAAUUCGGGUUUUGGCAAUGUUGGAAU